AUGUAUACAUCUCUGUGUGUGGUGCAAUCGGUAGGUUCCAUUUGUCCCAACGUUCCGGAUGUUCUUGGGCUUCGACGCGCCACCAGAGAUCUGACGGUUAACUGCAACCGGUUCGACGAUCCCGAAUAUCAAAAGGAAGAGUUGUGUUCGACCGUCUACGGUACUAUUUACACAAAAGAAAGCAGCGUUAUACAACAAACCUCAAUUGUUUACGUUCAUGGCGUCAACAUGUGCACGAGUCUGUCACUGACCAUGCACAGUGUAGUGUCAAGAUUCACACAACGGACAACGGGGAGCGGAAUAUUGGCUCUGUGGUGUGGGCUGCGGUCGUCGGUUCCGACGUCACUCUAUGUGCACGAGUCUGUCACUGACCAUGCAAAGUGUAGUGUCAAGAUUCACACAAUGGACAACGGUGAGCAGAAUAUUGGCUCUGUGGUGUGGGUUGCGGUCGUCGGUUCCGACGUCACUCUCGUGAUUCUGAUUGGUGGAACCGGCCGGUCCAGCAAACGGGGCACGAAGGUACAACCCGUAAGGAGACUGAAACGCAGUAAAGACCUCAAAACAACAUUUAUUGUGGGGAUACCAGGUGAUGGACAACGGAAAAGACCUGAUGAGACCCAAGAAGGGCGAAACCGUCGUGGGCUUGUCGACCGGCUUUCAGCGACCUUGCAGUCAAUCAAUUAUUUAGUCGGUGAGUUAGUCAGUCAGUCAGCCAGUUUGUCACUCACUCACUCACUCACUCCACUCACUCACUCCAAUCCACUCCACUCCACUCCAUUCCACUCCACUCCACUCCACUCCACUCCACUCCACUCCACUCCACUCCACUCCACUCCACUCCACUCCACUCCACUCCACUCCACUCCACUCCACUCCACUCCACUCCACUCCACUCCACUCCACUCCACUCCACUCCACUCCACUCCACUCCACUCCACUCCACUCCACUCCACUCCACUCCACUCCACUCCACUCCACUCCACUCCACUCCACUCCACUCCACUCCACUCCACUCCACUCCACUCCACUCCACUCCACUCCACUCCACUCCACUCCACUCCACUCCACUCCACUCCACUCCACUCCACUCCACUCCACUCCACUCCACUCCACUCCACUCCACUCCACUCCACUCCACUCCACUCCACUCCACUCCACUCCACUCCACUCCACUCCACUCCACUCCACUCCACUCCACUCCACUCCACUCCACUCCACUCCACUCCACUCCACUCCACUCCACUCCACUCCACUCCACUCCACUCCACUCCACUCCACUCCACUCCACUCCACUCCACUCCACUCCACUCCACUCCACUCCACUCCACUCCACUCCACUCCACUCCACUCCACUCCACUCCACUCCACUCCACUCCACUCCACUCCACUCCACUCCACUCCACUCCACUCCACUCCACUCCACUCCACUCCACUCCACUCCACUCCACUCCACUCCACUCCACUCCACUCCACUCCACUCCACUCCACUCCACUCCACUCCACUCCACUCCACUCCACUCCACUCCACUCCACUCCACUCCACUCCACUCCACUCCACUCCACUCCACUCCACUCCACUCCACUCCACUCCACUCCACUCCACUCCACUCCACUCCACUCCACUCCACUCCACUCCACUCCACUCCACUCCACUCCACUCCACUCCACUCCACUCCACUCCACUCCACUCCACUCCACUCCACUCCACUCCACUCCACUCCACUCCACUCCACUCCACUCCACUCCACUCCACUCCACUCCACUCCACUCCACUCCACUCCACUCCACUCCACUCCACUCCACUCCACUCCACUCCACUCCACUCCACUCCACUCCACUCCACUCCACUCCACUCCACUCCACUCCACUCCACUCCACUCCACUCCACUCCACUCCACUCCACUCCACUCCACUCCACUCCACUCCACUCCACUCCACUCCACUCCACUCCACUCCACUCCACUCCACUCCACUCCACUCCACUCCACUCCACUCCACUCCACUCCACUCCACUCCACUCCACUCCACUCCACUCACUCCACUCCAGGUAGUAAAUUCAGACAGAACCUCUGGUUGACCUACAUCAAAGAGUCUUCUUCUGGAAGUGGCUCAGAGGAAUUUCACAAGAGGAUGGAAGCUUGCAGAGGUCAGUCAGUGGGACCACGCGAUGUGGUUUCCGUGAGUGAAAGGUCAGCAAUCAAGAUGCGAAGCUGUUGCCAGGCGAACAAAUCCUCGGGCACGGUAGGUGAAAAGUAUGAUAAUCAACUCAAAUUCAAAUAUGAUGGCGGGACAGGGGGAGGUACAGAUGGAGGGACACUUACUGCAAACACAUCAAUGUACAAGAUUGCGAAGUGGAGGAACAUGCUGAAAGAAAUUGCGAUAACCAGCCAAACGUUUCGCCACGGAGGCAUGGAUACCAGCGACUGA
This is a messenger RNA of Opisthorchis viverrini, 2427 nucleotides long. RefSeq lists its product as hypothetical. The record is from RefSeq and is a predicted model, not a curated record. Bases 1 to 2427 code for a protein of 808 amino acids. Lineage: Eukaryota; Metazoa; Platyhelminthes; Trematoda; Opisthorchiida; Opisthorchiidae. The transcript is spliced from 7 exons.